Brassica napus (rape) is the source of this 1131-nucleotide messenger RNA. RefSeq lists its product as uncharacterized. The record is from RefSeq and is a predicted model, not a curated record. Lineage: Eukaryota; Viridiplantae; Streptophyta; Magnoliopsida; Brassicales; Brassicaceae. The coding region runs from base 1 to 1131 and encodes 376 amino acids. The transcript has 4 exons.
AUGUGGAUGAUGUUACUGCGUACUGCCGCUGUCGCGAAGAUGAGAGAGGUGUGGUUCAUUGUCAAUGGUGUUCACAUCCGUUACGGGUUGAGGGAACACACAUUGAUAUCUGGCCUAAACUGCUGCAAUUAUCCUCUCGGAUACAAGGAGUUUUGCAAGAAGAAAUUUGUGAAGCGCUAUUUCAAGAACGGCGAAACAAUAAGGUUGGAAGAUGUGAAAGCGAAGUUGUUGGCAAUGGGAGCCCAUAGAGACAGGUUGAGGAUGAUGGUUCUGUUCUUUUUAGGAAGUGUUAUAUGCGCACAAACCAAAGUUGGUCCAGGAGCCAAUGAUGGAAGUGUUAUAUGCGCACAAACCAAAGUUGGUCCAGGAGCCAAUGAUGUAUUGGAUUUUUUCCAAAGAGCUGUGGAUGAUCUUGGAUACUGCAAGACCUUUCCAUGGGGGAGAUACUCCUUUGAUUAUAUGGUUAAAGAGAUCUCCCACACAAUGGAUCAUUUCGGAGGAUUGGUGAAAGAGAAGACGCUAUGGCCACUUCCAGGGUUCUGUAUUCCUCUACAGCUUCUUGCUUUCGAGGCAAUUACUGAGUUGGGAAAGAGGUUUAGACAACCGGUUGAGGAAGUUGAUCCCGAGUGUCCGAGAAUGUGUCAGUCAACGUUAAAAAAAACAGAAAUGAAAGGGUUUCCUCUUGCAAGUGUUAAUCAAGAACUGGAUAGGAUUAAGCCACAGGAUAUUGACAGCAUCCUACCUACCAGGAAUGAUGAAGAAAAAGCUCUUUUGACCGUUAUUCAUGAAGAGAACGACGAUGACGAUUGCCGUGAUCUUGCUGUGGACAGCUGGAUUAAGCGUAUUAAUGAAGGAUAUACCGUCGUUUUUGAAGACAUGUAUCAAAAAGACAUUGCAGCUCGACAGGUAAGUGAAGGAUCCGUUAAUGCAGAACAGACAGUCCUUGAAGGCAUUGCGGGAGGGAAAGAAGCGGCAGAACAGAAGAAGAUGUUGGAGGAUGUGAUGAAGAAAAAGAAAAGUCUUGGGAAUCAGUUUGAGAGAGUGAUGUCGAUUGUGGAAAAAUUUGAGGAAAGGUUGGUGUCGGUUGAGUCUUUUGUGAAGGAAGCGCAGAAGGGAUCAGAGAAGAAGUAA